AUGUCAAAUCCGCUUAUUUCAUCACUAACUCUUGUUAUAUCUCAAAUAUAUGUUUACAUGGGUACAAUAAUAACCAUUGCUGGCAUCGUUGGCGGAGUCAUCAAUGUGAUUAUCUUUCUUAGCCUUCGAAUUUAUCGUGAAAGUUCAAGUGCAUUUUAUUUAACUGUUGUUUCGGUUGUUAAUGUUGGACAAUUAUUAACAGGUCUUCUUUCUCGUGUGCUAAUCAAUGCAGUUGGAGUUGAUUGGACGGAAACAUCGUUGUUCUAUUGUAAAUUUCGGAACUAUCUAUUUCAAGCAUGCGCAAUUAUUUCUCCAAUGUGUUUAUGUUUGGCUACAAUCGACCAGUUUUUGUCAACAUCGACAUGUCCACAGUGCCAGCGAUGGAGUCGCCCAAAAAUAGCUUGUGGAUUAUCAGCACUGAUGAUUCUAAUCUGGUGCAUCUACGGUAUUCCCUAUCUGCUGUAUUACAACCUAGUUUUAAAAUCAACGGGAAAUAAAUUCAGCUGUGUAAUUACGGACACCAUUUUUAACAACUAUUAUAAUGAUUUCCAUGUGCCGGUUUUGAUGUGCGUCAUCCCAUUGAUUAUUACGCUCGUAUUUGGCUGUCUAGCGUAUCGUAAUGUUAAACAGCAUACUCAUCAAGCAGUGCCUCUAGUUCGUCGACGACAUGAAAAGCAAUUAACGGUCAUGGUGCUUGUACAAACAGUUUUUAAUUUCUUUGCUACGACGCCGUGUUUUGUUGUACUGACCUUUGCAUCACACACAACUCUAACACAAGAUCCGCUUAUAGCUGUUGAAGUUCGUUUAGCUAUUGCGGUCUCAACUUGUUUUUAUUAUUUGUAUUAUGCGAUUCCAUUCUACAUUUACAUUUGCGUGUCUGACCGAUUCCGUAAACAAGUUCAUUAUGUUUUCUUUGGCAUUUAUCGAAAUCUAUGGCGAAAACUAACUCAAAAUGAAGUAGCACCAAUGAAUGAUGUACAAAAUAUAACGGUUGAACCAAUUGGUCGCAACACAUUACAAUAUAACAUAUUCUUCGUUGGUGAAAUACUUGAUCUAGAUGACAACAUUCCAGUCGAAAAUUGCACAUCCGUAGGCGUUCCUAGUUAUACCGGUCCAAAUGAUACAAUUGAUUAUGAUGCUGGCUUGAAUAUUGCUAUGCAGUUGGUGCCGAGUGCUUUUGACCAUCAAUAA
Molecule: messenger RNA, 1191 nt
Organism: Adineta ricciae
Lineage: Eukaryota; Metazoa; Rotifera; Eurotatoria; Adinetida; Adinetidae
Source: the annotation of a GenBank genome assembly